CAAAAUUUGACAAUUGUACCUGCAGAACCAAAGUUCUAGAAUUUUCAAGAAAAAUUAAAAUAUUGAAUUGAUUUUUUAUCGGAAUUUCGUGUUAAAUACAAACACUGAUGAUUAUACAAACAGUUGUAAUGUUUGCUUCAACGAAUCAUUAAUUUCAAUGUAAAAUAUUUUAGAGUUUCAGUCAAAACUAAGUACAUUUUUCUAAGAUCAUAAACUAUUUUACCAUGAAUGUUCCAAAAUAUUUCCAGUAUUUGGUUGUAAAACUGGUACAUUUUUGUUCCUAUAUUAUAUUAAUCAAUUGCGGUGCCAACAACCUACAUCACAUGGAUGGAACUUCUUCUGCAGAUCUUAUUAAUGGAUAUGUAUUUUUUGAAAUAGUAGAUCCUGUACAGCUGGAAUACACGUAUAGACUUAGACCUGCCUUAGAUUUUGGAGCCCCAUUUAAUGCCUCUUUCCAUAUAAAAAAUGUUCCACUCGUACCUGUUCUACCAAAAAAUGGAUGUAAACCUCCUGAUAAUUUUGAUGAUAUAGAAGGAAAUGUAGCGUUAAUUGAAAGGGGAGAUUGUUCUUUCAAGAAGAAGACGUAUUUCGCAGAACGUGCGGGUGCCAGAGCAGUCAUAAUUAGUGACGUUGUUAAUCCUAAUCAAGAAUUUUUUAUCGAAAUGGUAGAUGACACCUCUGUCGAAGAUGUACACAUUCCCGCAGGUUACCUAUUAGGUAAAAACGGGCUGAUGAUUUUAAAAACACUAGAAAAACUAAAUCGGAACUAUGCUAUAAUCAAUUUACCUGUCAAUCUAACAUUUACCCUCAUUUCUGAUAUGAAUCAACCACCAUGGUUGGGUUGGUAGCAGAUUUGGUCGAUUUAUGCACUUUUAUAUUUUUGUAGAGCAUUGUUAUUGUGUAUUUUCGCAUUUUUACCAUUUGUGAAUGAUUAAUACCUAUUCUCCACAUUAAAAGCCACAAUAAAUAACAUUUAACUAAGUGAUUGCUAUACAGUGAUGAGCGCGCUAAUAACCGGCAAAAUUACGGAAAAAAACGAAAAAUAUAAUACGUUGUGAAAUAAAAGAUGAAACUAGUAGAGGUGGGAAAUAUCAAUAGAAACCUAUAAAUUUACAUUAUAUGUGUUGAUAGUUUCCCACCUUUAGCCGUAUCGUAGUCAAACUGUCACAGAAGAAUUUUAUAAAGCUAAAUUUUUUAUAAAAUUCUCCUGUCACAGUGGCGGUUGUCAAACUCCUCCGAUAAGUCUAAAGGUGGGAAACUUUCAAUACAAUGUAAAUUUAUAGGUUUCUGUUGAUAAUUUCCCACCUCUGAUAGUUACAUCUCUUUUUAUAUUUCACAACAUAUUAUGUUUUCCGUCUUUUGCAUUAUUUUUCCUGUUUUUAGUGCACUCAUCACUGUAAUUUUUUUUUUAAAUAUGAGCAAUAUUUUUUAGUUUUCGCCCACUUUUGUAGGGAGGGAGGUUCGCGGAUUUUUAUAUUAUUGUAACUUAAGGUACAUACUAGUACACUUUAGAACAGCGGUUCUCAACCACCGUGUCGCGACACACUGGUGUGUCGGAAGAACCUAUCAGGUGUGUCGCGAGAUUUACGAAUACGAUAUUUUUAUUUAUAUUUUUUUACUUAUUAUAAUAUACCAAUCAUGCAUUCAACCAUUUUUUUAACUAUUAGGUAUAUACCACGUUAUACCAAUCAAUAAAGUGACAAUCCGUAAUUGUUUCUUCUCUGUAAGUGUUUUUAAAACUUGAAAAGACAUUUGAAAAUUCAUUUGAUGAAAAGACAUUUGGAACAAAAUCAUCAAAUCAUUUCCCAAAAACCGCGCGAGUAUUUUCAACGUCUACGUUGUUCCAUUCAAUCAUCCUCAGUUAUAAUAGAAAAACUAAUAAAACUCCCAGAUAAGGCACUUUUAGCAUCAUAUAAAGUUUCUGAAUUGAUUGCCAAAAAAACAGAAAGCCCAUACUAUUGGUGAAGAGCUUAUUUUACCGGCAUGUAAAGAAUUAGUUGCUACAAUGUUAGGCCCGGAAGCUGUUGAACAAAAAAUAUCAAAGAUACUUUUAUCAAAUGACACAGUCCAUCGACGUAUAUUAGAUAUGUCAAUCGAUAUCCAAAGUAAUAUUAGGGAGGUAUUGGCAAAUACACAAUUUGCUCUACAACUGGACGGAAGUACGGACAUUUCGGGAAAGGCCCAAUUGAUAUAUUUUAUAAGAUUUGUGUACGGACCGGAAAUUAUUGAACAGUUCCUAUUCUGUCGUGAAUUGGAAACAACAACCACUGGAGCUGAUAUAUUUUCUACUGUUGACACCUUCUUCUAGGAUCACGGAUUUAAGUGGACGGAUUUUAUUGCGAUAUGAACAGAUGGUGCUGCUGCAAUGACGGGAAAUGUCAAAGGAUUUUUAAGUUUCGCACUAAAGAAAAACCAGUUGAUAAUAAUUACUAAUUGCUUUUUACAUCGAGAAGCUCUGGUAGUAAAAACUACGGAUGGAAGCCAACUGGGUGAAGUUAUUCAUACUGUUGUUUCUAUGAUCAACUAUAUCAAAACUCGUCCGGUGAAAUCAAAGGUGUUUGAGAAACUUUGUAAAGACGUGGGCGAAGAUCAUAAAGUCUUGUUAUUUCAUAGUAAAAUUCGUUGGCUUUCGAAAGGAAAAAUACUAAACAGAGUUUUAGAACUUAAAGACGAACUACUCGAAUUUUUUAAAACAGAAGAUGGCCAAAGUGAUAAAACCCUCUUUGGUGUGCUAAGUUGGCUUACCUUUCUGACAUUUUUUAUAAGCUAAAUUCUUUGAAUGCAACUACGCAAGGACGAAAGGAAACCAUAAUACUCGUAUCAUCAAUUGAUAAAAUAAGUGCGUUCUCCAAAAAACUUACAUUCUGGAACUCGGUUAUAGAAAAAAAAAAACGAUUUGACUGCUUUUCCCGAAACCUCUAUAUCUUUAAUUAAUUUGAAAUCUGAAGAACAGACUCUACUAAAGGAGAGCAUGAAAGAGCACUUAUGUAAGUUGCAAGAAGGGAUAACUAAAUACUUUCCCUCUGUCUUGAGUGCUAACUGUGAAUGGUUGAUUGCACUUAUUGAAGUGUAUUCUGACACAGUUUUAAUAUCAAAAUUUUGAGAAGUAGCUCCGGAUGUUUUUUGGAUUUCAGUUAAGAAUGAAUAUCCAGAAUUAGCAAAGAAAGCAGUAUCCCUUUUACUGCCGUUUUAGACCUCGUAAUUAUGUGAAUCUGCAUUUUCUGCGAUGAAAAAUAUAAAAUCUAGCUACCGGUCUCGACUACUUGAUGUGGACAGCGAGCUGAGAGUGUGUAUGUCUACAAUUCGUCCUCGGAUAGAUAUAUUUUGCAAAAUCAUCAGGGUCAAAUUUCACACUGAUUUUAUGUAUUCUUUCUGUUUUGUUUUUUACUUGUUAUGUUCUUACGAAAUAAAAAAUAAUAUGCUUAAUAUAUUCAUCUGUACUUACCUACCACUAGCAAAAAUUUGUACAUAUAAGGGUGUCGCGAAUCUGUAAGGAGUACGUUAGUGCGUCGCUGAGUAAAAAAGGUUGAGAACCGCUGCUUUAGAAGACCAAAAAUAAUCAUUUUUUUCAAGAAUUUUUUUCUCAGAACCUUUAUUAAAAAUGAACAUAAACCUUUUUACAUAUUAAUAUCUAACUCUUGGAGAGUACAAAAAAUAUAUAUUUUUUCAUUUGUGCACGUGCACUAAUAUUGUAGAGGGCGCAAAAGUAAAGGCCUCGAAAAAUGAUAGCGGACAGUUAAUCUCAGGAUUGGGAUAUCAGAAACCAAAAAAUCGUACUGCAUUUGAAAAAGAAUGGUUUCUUACGUGACAAUUUACCACAAUUUGACCAAAAAAUAAAUAUUUUUUAACCAUGAAAAAUUGAAUAAAAACGGGCGAUUUUUUCACAAUUUUUUUUCAAAUUUCCGUAAAAUCUUUUUUUGCAGAAUUUUUCACUAACGGUGGUAAAUUGUCACGUAAGAGACCUUUCUUUUUCAAAUGCCGUGCGAUUUUUUUGUUUCAGAGAUCCCAAUCCUGAGAUUAACUGUCCGCCAUCGGAACUACUUUUUUUUCGAGGCCUCGAAUUUGGCGCCCUCUACAAUAUUAGUGUACGUGCAUAAAUGAAAAAAGAUAUAUUUUUUGUAUUCUCUAAGAGUUAUAUUAAUAUAUAAAAAGUUUUAUGUUCAUUUUUAAUAACGGUCCUGAGAAAAAAAGUCUUGAAAAAAUGCUUAAUUUUGGUCCUCUAAAGUGUACUAGUACCUUAAAAAAGUAGCCUAUCACAAUUUUUUUAGCCCUGUAGGUGACCCUGGGCCUGAGAUGUCCCUCGAAAGAGUUAAAAAAUAGCAUUGUUUACCCUAUAUUUGAAGAGCUGUAUUUCUGAGCCCAAUGUUGUAUAUAGAGUUAAAUGUUAAUUGAGUGUUUCCUUUAGAGUCUUUUUCAUUUAUGUACAAAACAUGUAAUUUUAUGAUCUUGUUUGUUAAAUAAAUCAUUAUUCGUUGCUGUUAAA
This is a messenger RNA of Diabrotica virgifera virgifera (western corn rootworm), 4483 nucleotides long. RefSeq names its product PRADC1-like protein. The record is from RefSeq and is a predicted model, not a curated record. The transcript is spliced from 4 exons. The coding region runs from base 225 to 848 and encodes 207 amino acids. NCBI's taxonomy places the organism in Eukaryota, Metazoa, Arthropoda, Insecta, Coleoptera, Chrysomelidae.